Haliaeetus leucocephalus (bald eagle) is the source of this 3553-nucleotide messenger RNA. It is a transcript of the gene YAE1, whose product is annotated as Yae1 domain containing 1. Lineage: Eukaryota; Metazoa; Chordata; Aves; Accipitriformes; Accipitridae. The coding region runs from base 392 to 1057 and encodes 221 amino acids. The transcript is spliced from 4 exons. The record is from RefSeq and is a predicted model, not a curated record.
CACCUCUGGCCCGCCGCGGGGAGGGAGCCCGCGGACGGCGAGACUCCAGCCCGUUGUGUCCCGGGAAAAGCAGCGUGGCCGAGGGCGGGAUGGCUCCUGCCGCCCUCGGUUCCCUGAGAGCCGUUGGCGCCUCUGCGAGAAACAGCGUUUGUGGGUUGUAGGAAUUUCUACCGAUGCAGUGAAUUAGUUAUGCACCUUGAUGGUAAACAGCAUCUGUUUUCCAUGUGGAAACAAAUGUACAGGUUGAAUAAUCAGCUCCUGACAUGACUUCUCUUCAGAACUCAAUUUUUUUGCCUAUACUUCUAAUGUGACACUUCGCCAGAGGGACUUUUGAGAGUUUCUCAGUACUGUUUUUACCAGAUAAACAGAGGUCAUAGUCAUCAUUGCUGUUAUGUCCUGGGUACAAGUUGCAGUUAGCCAAUCCAGUGAGGAUAUAUUUGAUGAAGAUGCAGAUGAGAUGUAUCUACUACAGAAAGAAUGGAACAGCACCAUGAAAAAAAGAUUGAAGGAAGGCUAUAGGGAUGGAAUUGAGGCUGCGAAAGAACUUGCACUCCAGGAAGGUUUUAAUCAAGGCUACAGACAUGGUGCUGAGCUGAUGGUUACAUGUGGCCGGUUCAGAGGAACCCUGAAUGCUCUCUUAUCCUGGUGUCACUUUAAUGGAUGUGAUUCUGCUUUAAGUAAGAUAAAUAAUCUUCUUGAUGUGGUUGGAAAGCAUGAAGAAGAUGUGCUUAAGUAUCUGAAUUCUAUUGAACAGCCACAUGUCGGACACAUUUUAGAGUCUGUUCAGGACAUGGACCUUAAUCACACAGCUCCAGCUGGGACAGAGUACAGUGAAGUUAUAGCUGGAAAACAUGAAGAUGUUGGCAGCUUUGGUGAAAACACUUGUAGAAAUAAUGGUGAGGUUGGUUGCUUGCAGUCUGAGUGCAGCAAGGCAAAACUCUGCACAGAUCCUGAAAGGUCAACCCUUGCUUGGGUUAAAGAACAGACUAUUUGGCUGGUAGAGCAACUGGGCUUAUCACUGGAUAUACUCCAUCAUGUCCAGCAACUGGAACAUUAGUUUUUCUGUCUUGUGGUUUUUAAAAUUAUCUCAACUGGAUUUGAUUCUCAGUUUGUGGACCAUAUGCAGGCUGAUGCAUGGCUGUGACUCUCUCUAGUCACUUCAUAAAAUACAGGAAUUUUUCACCUUUUAUCAAAUUCGUCCUCUCAUCUUUUGUAACCAUUGUGCAGUGCACUUUCACAGUUAAUUAUUUUUUUCCUCCUCAUACAGUUAUAUUUAUUUCAUUUUUGCUGAAAACACACCAUUCUCUUCAAAUGCAGAAUUACUGACAAUUCCAUUGGUUUACUGUUAGACCAUCUACUCUUACCCUGUUAGACCACACUGAACAUGUUUCCAGUCUAAUGAACUUCCUUGUGUUAUUUUUGUAUUUAUUUUGCCAGUUGCUCUAGCCUGACCUCUCUCUCCCUCAUUCCCAUACUGUUUUUCCAACCUUUCCCAGGGUUAUUCACCUUCUUGUAGAAACACGUUGUCAGCCACAGAUGCAUAUUUCUGACAACUCUGUAUUUAUGUGCCAACGUUCUAUAUUUGACUCCUUUUCCUGUUGCUUGCCUUAACUGUAGCUGCAAAUUGCUCUGGCCAGGAAGUCUUUUCUUUGUGAAUGCCUCUCUGCUUUACACUAAUUAAACUGAUUUACAGUAAGUGAGGAGUUUACUUGUUCUAAGUUGCUUUCCUUCAUGUCUGAGACAAAGCAGGUCUAGACAGAGACAAACUUAAAUUUUGAACAGCUGACUUUACAUAGAAAAAAAAAAUUAAAACACAAAACAGAAGUCCACAAUACUUUGAGGCCAAAAAAAUGCUAAGGUAAAAAUUACUUGAUUUUCAGAGACUUGAGUUUACAACUUUCUUACUUAAGACUAUUAUCUUGCCAUAGAGGUAAUAAGUAAGUAAGUUUGGCUGCCAUUCAGUACCACUUCUGCAUUAGGGGAAAACAGAAUUGCAGUUAAGAGUCUGUUAUGGAACCUGUUUCUGAAAUAGUGGACAAAAUAGGGCUGUCUGUAUUAAUUACGUAUGUACAAAAUUGUUCAAACAACUUUCUUUUUCUCAAUUUAUUUAGCAUAAUGCUGACACGUAUAAACAUUACUUUUCUACAGGUGCAUGUGUUAUGUUAUAGCCUGUAUCACGUAUGUUAGACAGAAAUUUCUUCCAUACUAUGGUAGAAUAUGGUGCAGACAAAAAUAAAGGUUACUAGAACAGUGUUAGACUUUCCAAAUUUGGAAGUUUAAAAAUGCAAAUUCAAGAGUAUUACUUCUAUGUGUUUAAUAGUGUGCAAAGAGGAAACUCCAUUCACAAAUUACUAAGUAGACAGUGAGCUUGCCAAGUUCUCUCCAACUACUUCUGCAAAAGCAAUCUACGCCAGGGAAAAUAUUGCUUUCUUGUUUGAUUAUCAAACAAUAGGUUGUGUGGCUUACUUAUUUAUCAUAACAGCUUCUGUACUAGCUGUGGAAUUACUUUCCUCCACUGUGCACAAAGUUUCUGUGCUUACUGUGGUACUACUUUUUUCUGCGUUAUCGCGCAGAGUUUCCAGUUCGGCUGUGGAGAGAUUUUCUUUGGGGCUGUCUGUAGUACUUGGCUUAUCUAUCAAAUCUUGCUGACCAGCCACAGAAAGACUUUCUUCAAGACUAUUAGAAUCCAUAAUUUGCUCAUUUGGUGGUUCAGGUUUUUGUUUCAUGUCUACUUCCACAUCUUGUGUUUCACUAUCAGCUUUCACCUUGGCAGCGUUCCUGAAAAUAGCUCUCAUGACAACUGGGACUGACAUGCAACUGAAAGAAGAAAUGAAACAUUAGUCACUACUAUAGACUUCAUCCAUUCUUCAACGUACUACUUUUUUUAGACUGUGGCUGACACCUGAAUGAUAGGUGUAGUGGAAAACAGCACUACCUCUUUGCAUCCUUUUGCCUUGUACAACCUAAUAGGUGUUACAUUGUAACUACAGUAUAACUACAUGUCCUAUACCAGAAACAUGUAUUGACACAGCAAAGUCAAGUGCUGGAUCUUUUGAGUUUAGCAGUGCAAAGAAGCUUUGAUAGAAAGAGUGGGAGGGUUUGGUUAAAAAAAAAAAAAGUCAUAAGGGUGCUUUUAAUGAAAACCUAAACUAAUAAUAUCAAAAUAUAUUAAUUCUUGCUGAGUUUUAUAAUUGUAACUUUCAUGUUUUGUAUAAGACAGGUACAGAGCAUAUCUUCUCUAAAACACUAUCUAGACUAGAGGAGUUUUUUUCCACUGUAACAGUAGUUACCUGGUUCUGGGAAUAGUAUCCUCUGACUUAAGACAGGGCAGGCUAAUUAAACAGGUCAAAAUCCAGCCUGCAGUGACCUUGCUGUCACCAAAUAGAUAAUAGUUGUGUACUAGCUUAUGCCUAAUGAAUUAGGCUCUCAGCCCUUUCUCUAGCAUAUGUUCAUAUAUCACAGCAACUUGCCUCUCUUGGAAUUUGUUUCAGAAAACAAGCCAGAGACAGUGUUGUAGAUGUGCUGUAUACGCGUGUAUUGGCUUUGUGUGGCA